AUGUCCAACAACUGGCAAGAAGAGGCGAUGCGCCGCCUGCGCCAGAUGCAGUCGUCGGGCGGAGCGGGCGGACGAGGCCCUCAGAUGCCGCGCGGCGGCGGCCCUGCGCUCUUUGGCGGCGCGCUGCUCAUUGGCGGCGCAAUGUUUCUGUCCAACGCGCUCUUCAACGUCGACGGUGGCCACCGCGCUAUCAAGUACAAGAGGCUCUCCGGCGUCAGCAAGGAGAUUUUCAACGAAGGCACACACAUCAACAUCCCCUGGUUCGAGACACCCGUCGUCUACGAUGUGCGAGCCAAGCCACGCAACGUCUCGUCGCUGACGGGCACCAAGGACCUGCAAAUGGUCAACAUUACCUGCCGUGUGCUCUCACGCCCGCAGAUCGAGGCGCUGCCACAAAUCUACCGCACGCUCGGCACCGACUUUGACGAGCGCGUGCUGCCCUCAAUUGUCAACGAGGUCCUCAAGAGCGUCGUGGCCCAGUUUAACGCCAGCCAGCUGAUUACCCAGCGUGAAAUGGUGGCCAAGCUCGUCCGCGAGAACCUGGCGCGCCGCGCGGCCCGCUUCAACAUUCUGCUAGAUGAUGUCUCCCUCACUCACCUCGCCUUCUCGCCCGAAUUCACCGCCGCCGUCGAGGCCAAGCAGGUUGCCCAGCAAGAGGCCCAGCGCGCCGCCUUUGUCGUCGACAAGGCCCGCCAGGAGAAGCAGGCCAUGGUCGUCAAGGCCCAGGGUGAGGCCCGCUCCGCCGAGCUGAUUGGUGAGGCCAUCAAGAAGAGCAAGUCCUACGUCGAGCUCAAGAAGAUUGAAAAUGCUCGCCUCAUUGCCCAGCAAAUGCAGGAGUCGGGUUCCAAGAACAGGCUGAUGCUCGACGCUGACGGCCUCGGCCUCAACGUGUUUGACAAGGAGGACAGGAACUAA
This is a messenger RNA of Cordyceps militaris CM01, 915 nucleotides long. Its product is annotated as prohibitin-2. The transcript has 3 exons. The coding region runs from base 1 to 915 and encodes 304 amino acids. Gene Ontology annotation, cellular component: membrane; mitochondrion. Lineage: Eukaryota; Fungi; Ascomycota; Sordariomycetes; Hypocreales; Cordycipitaceae. The record is from RefSeq and is a predicted model, not a curated record. Gene Ontology annotation, biological process: mitochondrion organization.